Molecule: messenger RNA, 3844 nt
Organism: Acomys russatus (golden spiny mouse)
Lineage: Eukaryota; Metazoa; Chordata; Mammalia; Rodentia; Muridae
Gene: Ptpn21
Product: protein tyrosine phosphatase non-receptor type 21
Exons: 18
Coding region: 246-3779 (1177 amino acids)
Biological process (GO): protein dephosphorylation
Cellular component (GO): cytoskeleton
Molecular function (GO): protein tyrosine phosphatase activity
Source: RefSeq, a predicted model, not a curated record
GUUCCAUUUAUUUUUAUUUUAAAGGCAAAGUCCAUCAUAACAGCUUUCCUCUUUCCUCAGCGCUGGCGUGGUGGAUGCUCCCAUCUCUUGGUCUUUUGGAGACUCGGUUGCUUUUUAAUGGCGGCAGCGGCUGUUGGGUGAGCCAACUGGAGUCUAGAGUUUGUUUUGACGGAAGGGUCACUUUUGCUUGGCGCCAUCACUGCGGGAUUGGUCCUUCCUGGCCCCUCCACCGUUGAAGGGAGAAGAUGCCAUUGCCAUUUGGACUAAAAUUAAAACGUACCCGGCGCUACACAGUGUCCAGCAAGAGCUGUCUGGUUGCUCGGAUCCAGCUGCUCAAUAAUGAGUUCGUGGAGUUCACGCUGUCUGUGGAAAGCACUGGCCAGGAGAGCCUAGAAGCUGUGGCCCAGCGUCUGGAGCUGAGGGAGGUCACGUACUUCAGCCUCUGGUACUACAACAAGCAGAAUCAGCGACGCUGGGUGGAUUUGGAGAAACCCCUGAAGAAACAGCUGGACAAGCACGCCCUGGAGCCCACUGUCUACUUUGGAGUGGUGUUCUACGUGCCUUCCGUGUCCCAGCUGCAGCAGGAGAUCACCAGGUAUCAGUAUUACCUGCAGCUGAAGAAAGAUAUUUUGGAAGGAAACCUCCCCUGUACAUUAGAGCAAGCCACUCAUCUAGCUGGCUUGGCUGUUCAAGCUGAUUUUGGUGACUUUGACCAGUAUGAAUCCCAAGACUUUCUUCAGAAAUUUGCCUUGCUACCCGUGGGGUGGCUACAGGAUGAAAAAGUGCUGCAAGAAGCAACCCAAAAAGUGGCCUUGCUGCAUCAGAAAUACAGAGGGCUCACAGCUCCUGAAGCUGAAAUGCUGUACAUGCAGGAAGUAGAGAAAAUGGAUGGCUAUGGAGAGGAGAGCUACCCGGCCAAGGAUAGCCAAGGAAGUGACAUAUCCAUUGGUGCUUGUCUUGACGGCAUCUUUGUGAAACACAAGAAUGGGAGGCCUCCCGUGGUAUUCAGGUGGCACGACAUUGCCAACAUGUCGCACAACAAGUCCUUUUUUGCGUUAGAGCUGGCAAAUAAAGAAGAGACCAUCCAGUUUCAAACUGAAGACAUGGAAACCGCAAAGUAUGUGUGGAGGCUAUGCGUUGCGCGGCACAAAUUUUACAGACUAAACCAGUGUGACCUGCAAGCCCAGACUGCCACAUUGAACUCAGUCAGGAGGGGUUCAUCUUCCAGGAUGUCUCUGCCUAAACCCCAGCCCUAUGCGAUGCCUCCCCCACCCCAGCUGCAUUAUAAUGGACAUUAUACAGAGCCAUUUGCUUCUUCCCAAGAUAGCAUCUUUGUGCCCAACAAGAAUGGAUUCUAUUGUCACUCCCAGACAAGUUUGGACAGAACUCAAAUUGACCUCAAUGGUCGCAUCCGCAACGGCAGUGUCUACAGUGCACACAGUACGAACUCCUUAAAUACCCCUCAGCCCUAUUUGCAGCCCUCCCCUAUGUCUUCCAACCCAAGCAUUACCGGCAGUGACGUCAUGAGACCCGACUACAUCCCAUCGCACCGGCACAGUGCCCUGAUCCCCCCAUCUUACCGCCCAACCCCCGACUAUGAGACGGUGAUGAAGCAGCUCAGUAGAGGCAUGGUGCACGCGGACAGGCACAGCCACUCGCUGAGGAACCUCAACAUUGGCAGCUCUUACGCAUAUAGCCGGCCUGACGCUCUGGUCUACAGCCAGCCUGAGAUUCGGGAGCAUGCACCCCUCACCUCACCCCAGUCUGCCCACUACCCAUUUAACUUGAACUACAGUUUCCACAGCCAGUCUCCAUAUCCCUACCCUGCUGAGAGGCGACCUGUGGUGGGCGCUGUCAGUGUGCCUGAGCUGACAAAUGUGCAGCUCCAAGCCCAGGACUACCCAGCUCCAAACAUUAUGAGAACACAGGUAUACCGGCCACCCCCGCCAUACCCUUACCCAAGGCCUGCCAACAGCACCCCAGACCUGUCCCGCCACCUCUACAUCAGCAGCAGCAAUCCGGAUCUCAUCACCAGGCGAGUCCAUCACUCGGUGCAGACCUUCCAGGAGGACAGCUUGCCAGUGGCACACUCUCUGCAGGAGGUCAGCGAGCCCCUCACAGCGGCUCGGCACGCCCACCUACAGAAGAGGAACAGUAUUGAAAUUGCAGGGCUCACACAUGGUUUCGAAGGCCUGAGGCUCAAGGAGAGGACCAUGUCAGCCUCAGCGGCAGACGUGGCCCCACGGACUUUCUCAGCAGGCUCGCAAUCCAGCGUCUUCUCUGAGCGAACGAAGCAUGAGGAGACCGAAGAGCAGGAGAGUGGCAGAUUCAGCCACAAGAAGUCCCUUUCUGAUGCCACCAUGCUGAUACACAGCAGUGAGGAGGAGGAGGACCUAGAGGACGGCGGCAGAGCACGCGCUGUCUCGGCUGCGUCCGAGCCCCGCCUGACUGCUACUUACUCCCAGGAGCAACAGCUAAAUUACCCCUGUGCUUCAGGGACUCCACUCACUGGCCCCCUGCAUAUUCUUGAGCCCAAGUCCCACAUUACAGAGCCUGAGAAGAGGACAAAGGACAUCAGCCCUGUCCACCUGCUUGUAGAAACCCACCGGCCCCGAAGAGAUGGGCUGCUGACCCCUUCCAUGUCCGAGUCUGACCUCACAACAUCAGGGAGAUACCGAGUUAGGAGGGACUCUCUCAAGAAAAGGCCAGUGUCAGAUCUCCUGUCUGGGAAGAAGAACACUGUGGAAGGACUCCCACCACUAGGGGGAAUGAAAAAGACUCGAGCAGACGCAAAAAAAAUUGGUCCCCUCAAGCUGGCUGCUCUCAAUGGCCUCUCCCUGUCCCGACUACCCCUGCCUGAUGAAGGAAAGGAAGUGUCCACCAGAGCGACGAAUGACGAGAGGUGUAAGAUUCUGGAACAGCGGCUAGAGCAAGGAAUGGUCUUCACGGAAUAUGAAAGGAUUCUUAAAAAACGGCCAGUUGAUGGGGAGUGCUCAACAGCCCGGCUCCCUGAAAAUGCAGAACGAAAUAGAUUCCAAGAUGUGCUUCCCUAUGAUGAUGCGAGAGUAGAAUUGGUACCAACCAAAGAGAACAACACUGGCUACAUCAACGCAUCACAUAUCAAGGUCUCUGUCAGUGGAAUUGAAUGGGAUUAUAUUGCCACACAGGGACCGUUACAAAAUACCUGCCAGGACUUUUGGCAGAUGGUAUGGGAGCAGGGAAUCACAAUUAUAGCAAUGGUGACAGCGGAAGAGGAGGGUGGCCGGGAGAAGAGCUGUAGGUAUUGGCCAAGACUUGGUUCAAGGCACAACACUGUCACCUAUGGAAGGUUUAAGAUCACAACUCGCUUCCGCACGGACUCGGGCUGCUAUGCCACUACAGGUUUGAAAAUGAAGCACCUUCUCACGGGGCAGGAGAGGACAGUUUGGCAUCUCCAGUACACGGACUGGCCUGAGCAUGGCUGUCCCGAAGACCUCAAGGGAUUUUUAUCAUACCUUGAAGAGAUCCAGUCUGUUCGACGUCAUACAAACAGUACAAGUGAACCCAAAAGCCCCAACCCUCCCUUGUUGGUGCACUGCAGUGCUGGCGUAGGAAGAACUGGUGUUGUCAUUUUGUCAGAGAUCAUGAUUGCCUGUCUGGAACACAAUGAGGUUCUGGACAUCCCCAGAGUGCUGGGCAUGCUGCGACAACAGAGAAUGAUGCUGGUGCAGACGCUGGGCCAGUAUACAUUUGUGUACAGAGUUCUCGUUCAGUUCCUGAAAAGCUCCAGGCUCAUUUAAGCUCCCGUGCUUUUUAUGGGGACCCAAUCAUGGGAAGUGUUUACAGCUUAAAAAGGAAAAGAAAG